UGCAGAGAGGACACUGGGACUACUGAACAACCGUCAUCCGGCUUAGCACCCUGGGAGGCAGUCAUCAUUGCGCUCAGCACAUGCGCAGUAGCAGCAUUACUUUCCUUCUUCUGCUGUCUUGCGUACAUGAUAAUGGUCCAACGGAGACGAUAUUACAAGCAGCGGUUCCAGGACGACCUUCGUCCCGAUCCUCUACGUAAAGAGCGUGGAUAUUCAAACGAUGAUAUCAUUCUACGUAAUGGGAAUUACUACGAUGCUGGAUUGUACGCUGAAGAACGAGGCGCUGAUGGACCCAUGUUCUUUGCUAAAGUCUUCGAUGGGUCAGAAUCGCUUGGAUCCAGUGUUGACUCGGCACUCGACCCCGAAAUCGAGAGAUACGGACACUCCCUCAUGAGGAUGAGACAGCCACCGGGGCGCGGUCCAAACAUUCUGCCUGAGACUGCGUUAGUGCCCAUCUCUAGCCAUCGCAGGUCGACUGAUAGAAGAGCAAAUGAGGGUCCAGAAUUCUCACCUGAUUUAAUGGUCAAGGAACCUGGUAUUAUCUUCAACGACUUGGCUAUGCAUUAAAUCUGGGACUCCCGUAAUCGUGGAAUACAAGCCAGUUUGAAGAUCCCAUCAUGAGCUGAUGGUGAAACAAAUCGAAUCGACAUAACUAGUUUCAUUACAGAAUUUGUUUCAUCAUCACCUAUUUAUUAUUAUUUUUUACGAUGGUUUUUAUUACAAAUAAUCAAGACGAAGUGUAAACAGUAAUUGUAGCUUUAGCAAAUUAAACAUUACGUUGCAAAAAAAGAAAGAAGAUUCUGUGUUAUCAAUAGAGAUGGUAGGGAGUUUUUGUUACUACAACGGGAGCUAGUAAACACGGUAAAUGUAUUAAAAGUGCCCGUCAGAGAACAAACAAAAGAACACCUAGGGUUCUUUGUCAAACAUUGGUAAACUGGAACACCAGUUUCACUCUGAAUGUCGGAGCUGACGCGAAAUU
This is a messenger RNA of Lytechinus variegatus (green sea urchin), 979 nucleotides long. RefSeq lists its product as uncharacterized. The transcript has 5 exons. The record is from RefSeq and is a predicted model, not a curated record. NCBI's taxonomy places the organism in Eukaryota, Metazoa, Echinodermata, Echinoidea, Temnopleuroida, Toxopneustidae. Bases 127 to 567 code for a protein of 146 amino acids.